Messenger RNA from Ciona intestinalis (vase tunicate), 1826 nucleotides. Lineage: Eukaryota; Metazoa; Chordata; Ascidiacea; Phlebobranchia; Cionidae. The record is from RefSeq and is a predicted model, not a curated record.
AUUUUGAUACUACCCUACUAUUUUGUUUUGAUAUAGUAAGAACUUUCGAAGCGCAGCGUAAAGUAUGGGCAUAGUAAGCGCAGUUUGCGGCAUUUUGUACGAGAUAUACUUUGCACAUGUAGACCCACUCCUGCGUACGCUAUGGCUUCGUAUCGAACCGCAUUACGAAGUGGCGAAAAAAGUUGCCGUAGGACUUCUUGUCGCAUUUACCAUUCUCUUCGUGUCACUAUGCAUUUCUGCGAUUCUUUUCGGUACAAUCUACUUCUACAACAUGCCGACAAUUUACUAUUCAUUUCCAUUGAAGUUUGAAUAUAACAGGGCAUGUAUGCAAAGACACAAAAGAUUUGAAAAAUUUGGAGGUCAUAGCCGCAAUAUUUACUCAAAAGAAUGCUUUCCGGUGUCAACCCUUCCUCUUGGUUAUGCUGACAACUAUAAGCUGCUACAAGUUGGUCAAUCAUACAGUGUUGUGGCGAAAAUUGAAAUUCCUGAAACUCCUGGGAACCUUGAUAUUGAAAGCUUUAUGUUCAUUAUGGAAGUGGAAGGUCAUAACACUACAAAUAUAAAUAUCCAGUUUAAGGAAAAACAGUCAAAGAAAUACAGAAACAAAGAGUUAGAAGAGAAGCCAGUAGUUUCCAAAUUUCGUGCAACUAAUUCGGUUGCAAUUAAAUACAAGUCACUUAUCAUCAAGUUAAUAAAUGUUGCCCUUUUCUGGCCAUUCUACCUCUUUGAUUUUUACCAAGAAACUCAAACUUUUGACAUCGUUCUAUUUGACCAGCUCAUAUUAAAUCCGGCAGGUUUAAACUGGAUUGCUCGAAUUUACAUUGAUCACCCAUCAAUCACAGUAAACCAUGCAAAACUUGAUGUGACUUUACGAUUUAGUGGCAUUCAAAGCUUGCUGUAUCAUUGGCCCGUUGUAUCCUUUGUUUUCGGGACAGCAAUUGUUUUCCCUAUUGUUCUUUGCAUUGUUGUUGCUGCUCUCUACUUCUUCGUGUGGAAAGUCUUCUUUAAAGCAGUUGCUCCAACUUCUGUUGGAAGGAGAAAUGAGAGACGAGAAAGAACUGCUGUAACAGAUAAUCUGCCAUCUGCGCCUGCCAAUACUGAUGAAGUCACCACUGAUGUCAUCAGCAGUAGCUUCGUCAUAAGUGACAGCAUCCGAACAUCAUCUCGCCGAUCUUCUUCCUCCUCUUCUUCCAUUGAGAUGAUCGGACACUCCCGUCUCUCCACACAAGGAAGCGAGUCAAGUUUUUUGAUUCCAUCGAACCCAACUUUAGAAGCAAGCGAGCCAGAGAUUGAUGCGAUUGACACAACGAUUACUGAGUCCAAUGCAAAUGAAGACGGUAGUUUUGUAGAUCCACAGGUAGAUACAACUGUAAGAAGAAGGCAAGUGUUGUAAAGCAACAUUACAAUUCAAACACCAUAUACAACAUGAAAUUGUAAGGCUCAACUUUUUACAGUGUCAGACUAAGUUUAUAUGAAAAAUAGGCUGGAUUUGAAAAAGUAGCAUGUUUGCCGUUUCCUGUUAUUCUGUUUUAUUUCUUUCUUCAGGCCUAAAACCUUGCACUUUGUUAGUGUGUUAUUUAUUUACCAUGUUUCUUUAGUACUUGGUUUUAUUCUAUUUGUUCUUAUGUUUCUUUGUUUUAAUAAUAUAGCUUGCGUGUAGUAUUUCCUGCUGCAUAUGUACCAUAAGUGUUUUGUAAAUGUAACAUUUUCAAAAAUAUUUCUUUGUCAAAUUACUUGCUGGUUAAGUGUUGUUGCAAAAAUGGCAUCGGUUUGUGGAUGUUCUUGUAUACAGACUGUUAAUGUUAAUAAAAUUGCACUUUUAUUCG